This is a messenger RNA of Dimorphilus gyrociliatus, 538 nucleotides long. The record is from the annotation of a GenBank genome assembly. Lineage: Eukaryota; Metazoa; Annelida; Polychaeta; Dinophilidae.
AAUGGCUGAGUUAGCAACGGUUGCCAUGCACGUAGAUUCUCGCGAGAAGUCUUCACCACACCGUUCAAGGAAGAUGAACUUUGCUUGUAAAAAACUAUUCACAAGUGCAUCAAGAGCACUUUUAGUUAGGAAGAAUUUGAAAGAUCUGCCCUUGAAGACCUUUAGUACUGAAAUUCUACAGCCUAAAGCUCAGAAAGAAACAAUUACAAUCAAUUUUAUGAAAAAUGGAUCAAAAAUUCCAGCAAAAGCAAAAGUUGGAGAUCAUUUAUUAGAUGUAGUAAUAGACAAUGACAUAGAUUUAGAUGGAUUUGGAGCAUGUGAAGGUACAUUAUCUUGCUCAACAUGUCAUCUCAUAUUCACCGAUGAACAAUUUAAAAUAAUUGGUACAAAGCCAACGGAUGAAGAAUUAGAUAUGUUAGAUUUGGCUUACGAUCUUGUAGACACAUCAAGACUUGGGUGCCAGGUAUUCGUUACAAAAGAAAUGAAUGGAUGGGAAAUAGAAGUACCAGCUGGUGUCUCUGAUGCUCGUGACGUUUAG